Molecule: messenger RNA, 2191 nt
Organism: Coregonus clupeaformis (lake whitefish)
Lineage: Eukaryota; Metazoa; Chordata; Actinopteri; Salmoniformes; Salmonidae
Product: Krueppel-like factor 2
Exons: 3
Coding region: 308-1540 (410 amino acids)
Biological process (GO): regulation of transcription by RNA polymerase II
Molecular function (GO): DNA-binding transcription factor activity, RNA polymerase II-specific; RNA polymerase II cis-regulatory region sequence-specific DNA binding
Source: RefSeq, a predicted model, not a curated record
AGACAGAGAGAGACAGAGAGAGACAGAGCGCAGUAACCUAGCUCACCGGAGGACCGCUUUAUAUACCGGAGCUAAAUUUACCAUCAUCCUGAACGCAUUUCCUCGCUGGCGCACAAUUGGUCCAGCUUCUCGGCUACCAUAUUUAUAAGUUUGGACGACCUUCUACUGCUUGCUGGCGUUUUUGAAGCGCACCUUUCGAACAGUUCGAUAGAAAGCACUUAUUCUGGUGCAAGGUGAGCUCAAAAGGGCACUCAUUCACUGAAUCAACUUUGACAAGAAAUAAAUAAGCAUUUACUGUAUCUUUAAAAUGGCUUUAUCCGAUGUGAUUUUGCCACCCAUCUCGACAUUCGCAAACCAAACCAAAAGUUUAGAAGACAGGUGGAAAAGUGACAUGGACAAACCGAUGUCUUCCAGCUGCUCAAUGCAUGAUAUGGUACAGAACAUGGACUGUCGGAGCAUCGAAAGGAAGGACGACGAAGAUCUGAGCAACUACUUAGAUCUGGAUUUCAUUCUGGCCAACACCACUGGAUCAGACAGCAUGGCUACCGCUGCACUGGGAGCAGGUGUAGCCUUGUAUAACAUGCCCUCAGCGGAUCAUCCAGGCAACCUGUUCACCACCGGGAGCCCGAUGCCAUCCUACCCGUCCAGCGAGCAUAACACCCCGCCUCCCCCCUACAGCACCAGCCUGAUGGCGGAGCUUCUCAGGUCGGAGGGAGAGAACAACUACGGGGUCGGUUUUACGCGUAAUACCUCCAGCAUCCAAGGAAGGUUUUAUGUAAACUCUGCACUGUUUCCCAUCAGACAGGACAUUAUUGAUAACAUCAAAGUGGAGCCGUCCAUGGACGGUUAUGGACCCGUUAUGGGCAUGGUCCCCCAGAGCUGUCCUAAAAUAAAGCAAGAGGGCAACGUGUCGUGCAUGAUGUCCUUUGAGCAGCCGAGAGUAGCCGUCUCUCCGCGGGCAGCCAGCAACAUGACGCCGCCGCACAGCCCCAACGACCAGGGGAGCUCCGAGUGCCACCAGCAGGCACCGAUGUGUCACUCCAUGAGCUUCCCACAGAACUACCACUCCUCGGCUGCGUACACACACCACCACUCCGGGGCGCCUCCAGCCGCCCAGAUGCAGCUUGGACCAUACCAAGGCGCUCACCAGUUCGGCAUGUACGAGGAGGGACUGCAGCCGAACACACAGAGGGUACUGCUGACGCCCCCGUCCUCUCCGCUGGAACUGCUGGAGACCAAGCCCAAGAGAGGUCGCCGCACCUGGCCGCGGAAGCGCACGGCUAUGCACACCUGCACAUUCGCUGGGUGCGGAAAGACUUACACCAAGAGUUCACAUCUGAAGGCGCAUCACAGAACGCACACCGGUGAAAAGCCAUACCAUUGCAGUUGGGAAGGUUGCGGCUGGAAAUUCGCUCGCUCCGACGAACUGACCCGGCAUUUCCGCAAACACACCGGCCACCGGCCCUUCCAGUGCCACCUGUGCGAGCGCGCCUUCUCCCGCUCCGACCACCUCGCGCUUCACAUGAAGAGACACAUGUGAAUGUGAUGUACACGACUUGGACUGAUGGUGGGUUAUUAUUAAGGGGUGACCGUCAGCCCUAUUUUGUUUAACUGUCUUUUGUUUUUAAUUUAAAAUGUUUUACAUGCCAAAGAAAAAAAAGAAAAAAAAAAGUAUAUUAUUUUCUAGUAAUGUAGCUGGUACUACCUUGGUUGUUGUAAUAUUAAACCUGUAGAAACGCUUGGUAGGGUGUUUGGUUGUAUGUGGGGCUGGCCCUGUACUUUUUAUCUUUCCUUGGAAAAACUGGAGUGCUGUGUUUGACAUAAAAGUGCCUUUUCUAUUGUUCUGUCUGUGAGCUACUGUAAAAACUGUCCACAGCAGAACUACAAGGCCACCCAAAUAAGACAAGUUUACUUAGUCUGCUAUGAGUGAAAUACAAUGUUUUGUUAUUGAAACUGCCUCAAUUAUUUGAAUGGCCCAAAUACUGUUGCUUACCUUACCCUCAACUGUUUUGUUUUCAUGGAAAUCUUUUGGAUGAAAUUGUAUGUGUUGGGUGCAAAAAGACGGGUCCAGACUCAUUGUACACUACCAGGGCUAGAUGUCUUGUGUAUCCUUAUUUUUGACUGAAGUCUAUAUUAAUUUUAUACUGUAAAUGGUGUAUUUAUUGUAAAUAUUAAAAUACAUUGAAAUAUA